GGAGGACAGACCGCAGGGGGACACAGGCAGCAGGCAGCAGACAGGGAGGCAGACCGGCGGCUCAGAGUUAUUAAACAGCUAAAAAUGCUAAAGUUUGCAUUGUUGGCGGCGCUUGCCGUGUCUCUGUCGACGUUUUAUGUCGACGCUACUGUUUACUUUAAAGAGCAGUUCCUGGACGGAGAUGAGUGGAAGAGCCGGUGGGUGAACUCUGAGCACAAGUCUGACUAUGGACAGUUUAAACUUACGUCUGGAAACUUCUACGGGGAUGUGGAGAAAGAUAAAGGUCUGCAAACCAGCCAGGAUGCACGGUUUUAUGCAGCAUCCGCCCGCUUUGAGCCCUUCAGCAACGAGGGCAAAUCCUUGGUGGUCCAGUUCUCUGUUAAACACGAGCAGAAGAUCGACUGCGGAGGUGGCUACGUCAAAAUCUUCCCUUCUGACCUCGACCAGACCAACAUGCAUGGAGACUCGCAGUACUACAUCAUGUUCGGGCCUGAUAUCUGUGGCUACAGCACCAAGAAAGUUCACGUCAUCUUCAACUACAAGGGCAAGAACCACCUUAUCAAGAAGGAGAUCAAGUGUAAAGAUGAUGAGCUGACUCACCUGUACACACUAAUCCUGAAUCCAGAUCAGACCUAUGAGGUGAAGAUUGAUAAUGAGAAGGUGGAGUCUGGCUCUCUGGAGGAAGACUGGGACUUCUUGCCUGCAAAGAAGAUCAAAGACCCAGAGGCCAAGAAACCCGAGGACUGGGACGAUCGUGCCAAAAUCGACGAUGAGACUGAUACCAAACCUGAGGACUGGGACAAGCCUGAGAACAUUCCAGAUCCAGAUGCCAAGAAACCUGAAGACUGGGACGAGGACAUGGAUGGAGAAUGGGAGCCACCCAUGAUCCCUAACCCAGAGUACAAGGGAGAGUGGAAACCCAAGCAGAUUGAUAACCCCAACUACAAAGGAGCCUGGGUGCACCCUGAGAUCGACAACCCUGAAUACAGCCCAGACGCUGAGAUUUACAAGUUUGAAAAGAUUGGAGUCCUUGGGUUGGAUCUCUGGCAGGUCAAGGCUGGCACCAUUUUCGACAACUUCCUGAUCACAGAUGACGUACAGACAGCAGAUGAAUUUGCAAAAGAAACCUGGGGAGUUACUAAGGGCCCAGAAAAGAAAAUGAAGGAAGAGCAGGACGAGAAGAAGCGAAAGGAAGAAGAGGAAAAGAAUAAGGAACAGGAUACUGCACCAGGGGAAGAGGAGGGAGAUGAGGAGGAUGGCGACGACGACGAUGAUGAUGAUGAGGAAGAGGAGGAGACGGAAGAGCCUCCAGCUGAUGACGAGGACAGCGACGCUGCACCUAAAGAUGAACUUUAAACUGUGUAAAGUGGUACAGCAUUCUGCAGUAUCACAGCAACUGCAGGGCAUCCAUCGGUUUAUCAGUGAUGCUGUUAGGAAUGUGACUCUCUUCCAGUCGGUCACUUUAGUUUUUUUGUUGUUUUUUUUGUUGUUUUUUUUAAUGGGGACAGAAGGGAGACUAGUGGUGGGAUAUUUUUUAGGAUUUCUCAGUUAGCUGGCUAACUUAAGCCCAGAGUGAUUUAUCGUCCAAUAGAAAUUCUAGGAGUAAUUUUACUCCUUUUGUCUUUUUGACUUUUGGCUUGGGUUAUCCAGUAAACAGACACAAUCCUGUUUUGUGAAGUACAUUCGAAAAAAAAACAUCAGGUCUCAAACUUUAAAAAAAUUUAAAGAAUUGGGGCUGUUUUGGGAGGUGUGGAUGGGAAAUGGGAAUAGAGUUAAAUUACCUGGGAUGGAUGUUUAUUAUAUUUUGUCCAAUUACCUCAUCAAAAAGCUACCGGUUACAAACUAACAAAUCCCACCUACUUUGUCCAGAGGAUCAGGUUCACUAUAUGAUAAAAAAAAUCUAUAUUUUUCCAUGGUGUGAGAAGUCCUCACACAGAAGAAUUCUUGAAUUUACUCUAUUGUAAAUAAGUUGGUUACUGGUUACUGGUUAAAAGCCCACACAUGAUGCCCCUGGUUUCAAAAAAGCUGUUUUAGAAAGUAGGAGUAUGCCGACCAAUAUAAGAGAUUGAAUAUUUGCAGGAGAUUGUAUCGAUUAAAGGACUGUACUGUACUGUAGUCAGUAGAUAAUUCACAACUGAAAUGUUUCCCCCCCUUUGGCACUGAUUUAUUUUUUUCUUUGUUUGCUUUAAACAACAAGUUUUAUUUGUUCAGUCUAUUGCAAAAAGAGAUUCAGUUGUUCCAGCCCUAUUUAUUCAGCCAGACUGUCCUCUGUCUGUUCAGCUGGUGUACAUUUUUUUUUAUUAUUAAUUUGUCCACACAAUAAUGCCUUUUUCUGUUCAGAUGUUUUGUUACAACUAUGGCAACUGUUUUUUGUCUUUUUUUUUUUUUUUUUUUUAACCGCCUGAUAACUUGUGACAGACCCACAAACCCAGUCUCUAUACACUGUGAAAAUAAUGACCAACAGGGCCAGAAUUUAAUUCCUGAUUUGUGUUCAGUAAAUUUAAAUAGAUCAGGUUUAGUUUCCAAAAAGUGUCUCGACAUAAACUGCAUUAAAAUUAGGUAGAGCGGAUAGAGCAGAUUUUUCAGUUCUGCCUCUGAACACAGAGAUGCUGUUAAUGCUGCGGUACUUUUUGCAAGCUUGUCUCAGUCCUUACUUGUUUUGUCACUAUAAUUGAUGCCAAAGUUUUAAUAAAUAAAUUUAUUAAUGAA
Molecule: messenger RNA, 2709 nt
Organism: Astyanax mexicanus (Mexican tetra)
Lineage: Eukaryota; Metazoa; Chordata; Actinopteri; Characiformes; Acestrorhamphidae
Gene: calr3b
Product: calreticulin 3b
Exons: 9
Coding region: 85-1356 (423 amino acids)
Biological process (GO): protein folding
Cellular component (GO): endoplasmic reticulum; endoplasmic reticulum membrane
Molecular function (GO): calcium ion binding
Source: RefSeq, a predicted model, not a curated record